Molecule: messenger RNA, 507 nt
Organism: Malassezia japonica
Lineage: Eukaryota; Fungi; Basidiomycota; Malasseziomycetes; Malasseziales; Malasseziaceae
Gene: EGD1
Product: Nascent polypeptide-associated complex subunit beta
Exons: 2
Coding region: 1-507 (168 amino acids)
Cellular component (GO): nascent polypeptide-associated complex; cytosol
Source: RefSeq, a predicted model, not a curated record
AUGGUCCUUGAUCAGGAGAAGCUCGCUAAGUUGCAGGCUGCUAGCCGUACCGGCGGUAAGGGUGCCCCCCGCCGCAAGGUUGUGAAGAAGCCCAAGGGUGCUCUUGCCGGCGGUGACGAUGUCAAGCUGCAGGGCGCUCUCAAGAAGCUCGCUGUCCAGCCCCUGUCGGGCAUCGAGGAGGUGAACAUGUUCAAGGACGACGGCAACGUGCUGCACAUUGCCCAGCCUAAGGUUCACGGCGCGAUCGAGUCCAACACCCUCGCUGUGUACGGCCGCGCCCAGGACAAGGAGCUCACCGAGCUCGUGCCUGGCAUCCUCAACCAGCUCGGCCCGGAGUCGCUCGCCUCGCUCCGCAAGCUCGCUGAGAGCUACCAGGCGAUCAACGCCCAGCACGCUGCGCAGGGCGGUAACGACGGCGACGAUGUUCCGGACGUCGCCGGCAACUUUGACGAGGUGGAGCAGUCCGAGGCCGCUCCCGCCUCGACCGAGGUGGACCAGCUCGACUAA